Xyrauchen texanus (razorback sucker) is the source of this 896-nucleotide messenger RNA. Its product is annotated as protein-S-isoprenylcysteine O-methyltransferase-like. The transcript has 5 exons. Gene Ontology annotation, cellular component: membrane; endoplasmic reticulum. Gene Ontology annotation, biological process: C-terminal protein methylation. Gene Ontology annotation, molecular function: protein C-terminal S-isoprenylcysteine carboxyl O-methyltransferase activity. Lineage: Eukaryota; Metazoa; Chordata; Actinopteri; Cypriniformes; Catostomidae. The coding region runs from base 1 to 879 and encodes 292 amino acids. The record is from RefSeq and is a predicted model, not a curated record.
AUGGCAGGUAGCAAGGUGGUGCUAGAAGGGAGGAUAAGUAUUUUAAGCUUUAUCUCAGGGCUGGGCGUCAUUAUUAUUCCCUUACUUGUCAAAUUUGGCUCUCACAUUGACUGGAUAUUCGAUUAUCUCACUGAUGUGAACGGAAAACUAGCCAUUGCUGUGUAUAUUACAGUUAUCAAUGGCUUCCUCCUAAUCAUAUACAAGGGACCUUUAUACAAGGUGGCUGUUCGAGGCUGCUUUCUUGGAUUUGCCUUUGGCUGUGGCCUCAUUUUAAGUUUGGCAGAAACAACAUGGACACAUUUUGGCUGGUAUAUGUGUUCACUGUCAUUAUUUCACUACUCGGAGUACCUGGUUACUGCCAUUAUCAACCCACGCAGUCUGUCAUUAGACUCCUUCCUGCUCAACCACAGUGUUGAGUACACGGUAGCAGCUGUUUCUUCCUGGGUGGAGUUCACUGUGGAAAUGCUCCUUGUUCCAGAGCUAAAGCAGAUUAACUGGCUCUGUGUGUUGGGACUGGUGAUGGUUCUGUGUGGCGACAGCCUGCGCAAAGCUGCCAUGUUGACAGCAGGUUCCAACUUCAACCACAUAGUCCAGAAUGAGAAGGCCCAGUGCCACGUGCUGGUCACCAGUGGAGUUUAUGCACUCUUCCGACAUCCAUCCUAUGUGGGCUGGUUUUACUGGAGCAUUGGCACUCAGAUAAUACUGUGCAACCCGAUAUGUAUAUUGGGAUAUACGGUCGCCAGCUGGCGGUUCUUCCGAGAGCGGAUUGAGGAAGAGGAGAUCUCACUCAUCCAUUUCUUUGGAGAGGACUACAUUGAAUACAAAAAGAAGGUCUUCACUGGCUUGCCCUUCAUCUCAGGGAUCAGGGUUAACUCAUAAGGCUGUGCUGCAUUAAA